This is a messenger RNA of Topomyia yanbarensis, 3062 nucleotides long. Its product is annotated as endoplasmic reticulum metallopeptidase 1-like. The transcript is spliced from 6 exons. Gene Ontology annotation, biological process: proteolysis. Gene Ontology annotation, molecular function: metalloexopeptidase activity. NCBI's taxonomy places the organism in Eukaryota, Metazoa, Arthropoda, Insecta, Diptera, Culicidae. The record is from RefSeq and is a predicted model, not a curated record. The coding region runs from base 363 to 3014 and encodes 883 amino acids.
AAAUUACAAUACUACUGCAUCAACAUUCGUUCAUUCAUGUUAUAGGUAUUAAAUUGUUAUCAUUAAAACAUGAAAUCUCUGAGGAAGAAAAUUUAAUCAAGUUCGUUUUUUUGUAGAUGCACUACACCGAUGUAGUUAGUGCUUGUGCUACACUCAUUCAAACUUGGAUUGGAUAGACUGGAAUUUCUGCACUACAGCGAUAUAGCGCCAAGUAAAAACGAAAACGCUAUAAGUGUAUACAAAACAUAUCAGCUCCCCCGAGACCAUUCUAUCAAAUAAUAAGCUGUAUAGUACCAGCGAAGAGAUAAAAACGAUCUCACAUCGCGAACUUAACCACUGAAGUACAUUGUUCAGGAGUCACGAUGGUAGAUGAACGAAAGGUUAAGAAAGUUCCGGCAAAGAUAGAGCAACGGCAGGAAGAUGAAGCGAACUUGCAUAAGAUUGAUUCCCAACUGGGAAUGCUCGGAGUAGUGCUGAUGCUGUUCUGUGGAACCGUUUCCAGUUAUUUGUUCACCAGUUUACCGGAUGCGUUGACGCGUGCUGAUUUGGAAAGUUACCCGGGAGCAUUUAUUGCUGAGCGAGCGUGGGAAAAUCUUAAGGCAUUGAACGAGUUUGGUCCUAAACCGACUGGUAGCGAGGCAAAUGAAAAAAUAACUGCUGACUAUUUGAAGCAUGAAAUCGAACUGAUCCAAGCCAGCAGCCAUGCAAAGCAGGAGUUGCAGAUCAAGCAUCAGAUUGUGAGCGGUGGAUAUGCAGUUAAAUUUUUGGGAAAUCCAUUGACCAGUCUGUAUCGGAAUGUUCAAAAUCUGGUGGUGAUGUUAGUUGGCGAGGAGCAUAACACUACUAGUCCAGCAUUAAUGAUAAACUGCCACUUUGAUACGGUUGCCAGCAGUCCCGGGGCUAGUGACGAUGGAGCGAGUUGUUCUGUCAUGCUAGAAAUUAUGAGAGUGAUGUCAAGACAGCACAAACGGAAUCGUCAUUCGAUUAUAUUCCUCUUUAAUGGUGCUGAAGAAACUCCGCUACAAGCUGCCCAUGGUUUUAUCACUCAGCAUCCGUGGGCACAAAGGGUGGCAGCCUUCCUUAAUUUGGAAUCAGCGGGAUCUGGGGGAAAGGAAGUUUUGUUUCAAAGCGGACCACAGCAUCCUUGGAUGAUCGAAGUGUAUGCCCGUGCAAUUCGACACCCGUUUGCUCAUGCUGCAGCUGAGGAAAUAUUCCAGUCCGGUUUGAUUCCGUCGGAUACGGAUUUCCGAAUUUUUCGUGACUUUGGUCAUGUGCCUGGAAUGGACUUUGCUCACAUGAUUGAAGGCUAUCGCUAUCACACAAAGUAUGAUAAUAUUGACUAUUUGUCAUUGCCGGUGCUGCAGCGGACGGGUGACAAUAUUCUUGCUUUGGCGCGUGAAAUGGCCAAUAGUGACGAGCUAGUCAAUAGCCGCAAUGAACAAACGAGCAAAGGAUAUUCUGUAUUCUACGAUUUCAUGGGCUUGCUGUUUGUAAGCUAUACGACUGAUACGGCCAUAACCAUUAACACAUUGGUUUCUAUACUUGCCAUUUUGCUACCAUACUUUGGACUCAGCCGUACCGUGCGGAAUCUCGGAGAAGCUGCUAUCAUUAAAGAGAUUGUCUAUGGAUUUCUAGCCACCGUAGGAGGAACGGUGGUAAGCUUAGUGUCCUGCCUUGUCGUUGGACGGCAACUGGAUGCAAUGGAACGGGCCAUGUCCUGGUACUCUACUCCGUAUCUUAUUCUAGGGUUGUAUUGCUGCCCGGCUCUUUUGUCACAUUGUUUUGUUCAGAUGACCGUAAACAAGUUCAUAGUUGAUAAGAAGACCGUCUUGAACCUAUCGCAGCUCGUCCAAUCUCGGCUUAUCGGGGUCAGUCUGUUCUGGGCGUUAUUGGUCGUUCCGCUAACAUUUGCCGGAAUUCGCAGCGCUUACAUUUUCAUGGUGGUGCUGCUGCUCUCGCUCUUUUCGUCACUUGUCACGGCCGUACUUGGAUACCAGAGUACUAAUCGGAAAUGGCUUCUGGUGCAUCUUGGAUUUCAGCUGAUUACGAUGCUUUGGGCAACGCAGUUCUACCAUAUGUUCAUGAAGCUGUUCGUCCCUAUUUCCGGUCGAAUGGGUGGCGCUAAAAACCCGGAGUAUUUAGUAGCUUCUAUUGCUGCCCUUAGUAUGCUUUUGAUCAGUAGCUAUAUGCUACCGUUGGUGGCACUUCUGAAGAAAGCCUCAGAACUGACUGCACGAUUAACGGUGUUCAUACUGCUUGCAAUUCUGUUGGCUUGCUUUACGCAGGUUGGAUUUCCGUAUCGUGAUGAUAGUGCAAUGGCACCUACUGUUCAACGCCACUAUGUAACGCACGUUCAACGUGUGUACCAUGACGAGCUGGGGCAGGUGCGAGAUAAAGAUUCUGGAUUCCUUUUCCGCGAAAUGGAUCGAAACUCACAUCGCAUGAUCCGAGGUGUAGCAAGUCCAGAACCGAUCGUUGCAAUGCGGGAUAUGAACACCUGUGAGACGGAAAUAUUCUGCGCUGUGCCGUUUUAUUCAAUGUGGCAUCAAGUUCGGUUUGACAACUACUGGCUUCCCGGACCAGAGCCGAUUGUGGACAGCAUGGUUACACUAGCAUUCCAAGGAAAAGAACAGAUCAGCGAUCACACUCAACGUUUGAGUUUUACAAUGGAAGGUAGUAUUCAAUCGUCAAUCAUUAUUGGACCGAAACCGGGAGUGAAACUGGUAAACUGGAGUUUGCUGGAAGAAGUAACCCCGUCUACGCGUUUCAACAAUCAAUACGGGCACUUUGUGCUCAUCACUCACGGACUACCGGGGGAGCCUUGGAAUGUGACCAUGGAUUUCGAACAUGACGACAAAGAUUACAAUGGUUUAAUAGCUGAUAUUGCAGUAGUUACAACAUUCUGGGAGUUCCAUGAGAAACAUACAAAGGAGUUUUCCGAUUUGAUAUACAAAUUUCCUACUUGGGCUCAUGUGAUACCAUCCGUUGCAGUGAUGAAUAUUUACGUGUUUUAAGAGAAUAUGCAGUUCGGACGCUAGGACGGAAACAUGAAAAGCUAUAAA